Molecule: messenger RNA, 461 nt
Organism: Thamnophis elegans (Western terrestrial garter snake)
Lineage: Eukaryota; Metazoa; Chordata; Lepidosauria; Squamata; Natricidae
Gene: PIN4
Product: peptidylprolyl cis/trans isomerase, NIMA-interacting 4
Exons: 4
Coding region: 53-445 (130 amino acids)
Biological process (GO): rRNA processing
Molecular function (GO): DNA binding; peptidyl-prolyl cis-trans isomerase activity
Source: RefSeq, a predicted model, not a curated record
UCACAGGGAAGCGACUCUACAUGCUGUAGAAAGACAGGAAGGACCCAUAAAGAUGCCUCCGAAAGGGAAAGGCGGCGGCAAAGCGGCAAAAGGAGGAGCAUCUUCUGGCAGUGACACAGCGGACAAGAAAGCUCAGGGGCCAAAAGGAGGAGGCAGUUCCGUGAAGGUGAGGCAUAUUCUUUGUGAGAAACACAGCAGAGCUCUGGAAGCCUUGGAGAAAAUCAAAGCUGGAGUACGUUUCAGUGAGGUCGCUGCGCAGUAUAGUGAAGAUAAAGCCAGGCAAGGGGGAGAUCUGGGCUGGAUGACUAGAGGCUCCAUGGUGGGGCCCUUCCAGGAGGCAGCGUUUGCUUUGCCCGUCAGCAGCAUGGACAAACCGGUGUACACUGAUCCCCCAGUUAAAACCAAGUUUGGAUAUCACAUAAUCAUGGUGGAAGGGCGGAAAUAGUAAACGUUAAACGCUA